GAAUGCAGAAACCAGUUAUUGUAGCAACAAACAUGCUGGAGAGCAUGAUUAAUCAUCCUACGCCAAUAAGGGCAGAAGUCUCUGACAUUGCAAUUGCAGUACGGGAAGGUGCUGAUGCGGUCAUGCUUUCUGGAGAAACUGCGCACAGAAAAGCCACAUGGGUGAAAUGUUUGCUUUUCAUGCCACAACAAUGGCAAACACUCUUAAUACGCCAAUUAUUGUUUUCACAAGAACAGGAUCUAUGGCUGUACUCCUAAGUCAUUAUCGGCUUUACUCAACAAUAUUUGCCUUCACAAAUGAGAAAGUCUAUCAUGAGGAAUGAUAUGUAAUUCAUCUCCGAUGUAUCAAUUCUAUCUCUAAUUUUGGUUCAUAAUUACUCUUCAGCGAUUCGUAUGCUAACACAGUGAGUUUAUUAACAACAUGGCUUUGGGCAAGUAGCAUAAAAUAACAUUAGGAAGGUGAACAUAAAUAAUAUAUUUAGCAGGAAUUUUUUUUGACAAAUUAGGCACACAGGAGUCUUCUGUAGUUAAUGUAUCAUUAUUUUGCCUGAUGUACAAAAAUGGGAAAAGAAAGUAAGUGAACAGGAUUAUCAAAAUCUGUGCCAGCACAGCUGAUGACAUCUUUUGACUCUUCAAGAUUUCAACUUAGCUAAAAUAAAGUUACUGGAUGCAUAAUUAUGAACUGAACUGAUUUCGUAAACCAUCUAAGUACUAUUUCUUAUCUGUUAUUAUAAUUAUCAUCCAUAUUCACUAACGGCAUAUUUUUUCACAUGUUAAUUGAAUAUAUUCAACACUCAAAAUAUGCUUGGGUGCUUAUUAAAUUUGAGAGUAGCACGGUUCUGCAAGUGCAAAAUAUUUUAUCUGACAUGAUAAUUUGUGCUUAGCAGAGAAAGGAUUAAGCAGAGGCUGGUGCUUUAUCAUGGUGUUCUGCCUAUAUAUAUGGAAUUCUCAAAUGACACUGAAGAAACCUUCUCUAGAGCACUCAAGCUCUUAUUGGUUAGUGAGGUUUAACUUCUAUAUUCUUAUUUCUCUUGCAUCAUCGUCUUACAUAUUUAUUUGUUUCGGACUUUAGGAUAGGGGUCAUUUGAAAGAGGGAGAGGAUGUCACACUUGUCCAAA
Messenger RNA from Humulus lupulus (European hop), 1117 nucleotides. RefSeq names its product pyruvate kinase isozyme G, chloroplastic-like. Gene Ontology annotation, molecular function: magnesium ion binding; potassium ion binding; pyruvate kinase activity. The transcript has 2 exons. The record is from RefSeq and is a predicted model, not a curated record. NCBI's taxonomy places the organism in Eukaryota, Viridiplantae, Streptophyta, Magnoliopsida, Rosales, Cannabaceae. The coding region runs from base 3 to 257 and encodes 84 amino acids. Gene Ontology annotation, biological process: glycolytic process. Gene Ontology annotation, cellular component: cytoplasm; chloroplast stroma.